This is a messenger RNA of Cajanus cajan (pigeon pea), 402 nucleotides long. Its product is annotated as self-incompatibility protein S1. The record is from RefSeq and is a predicted model, not a curated record. NCBI's taxonomy places the organism in Eukaryota, Viridiplantae, Streptophyta, Magnoliopsida, Fabales, Fabaceae.
AUGGUGAUAGUCCCUGUGCAGAGUGAAGAAGAAAAUGGUGUUGAAAAUGGUUAUGUGGAUGGGCUUAUAGGUAAAAGGAAAACUGUGCUCGUGAAAAAUGAUAUAGAUAGUGGGGUUACGGUUAAUCUCCAUUGUCGAUCAAAGGAUGAUGAUCUUGGCCUACAUGUUCUUAGACUUGGAGAGCAGCAAGUAUGGUCCUUCCGAGAUAACAUUUUUCGUACCACUCUUUUUUGGUGCACCAUGGAUGCAAAAAAUAAGGAAUACCAGUUUGAAAUUUAUAGGGCUAAAACGGAUCGUACAUGUACUUCUCAAUGUUUUCGAAGUUUGAGAGAAGAUGGAGCCUAUUUUUGGAAUCAGCCCCUACAACUCUGGGAGAAGAGAAUCUCAUGGUCCAUUCAAUGA